Molecule: messenger RNA, 1357 nt
Organism: Paramuricea clavata
Lineage: Eukaryota; Metazoa; Cnidaria; Anthozoa; Malacalcyonacea; Plexauridae
Source: the annotation of a GenBank genome assembly
GUUAAAUGUGUUGAAUAAUAUAUAUCGUUUUAUGUCUUCCAGAUGCGAGACGUUAUCCGCGAGAGCACAAUAAGAAGAAGCACAUUAUCAACCAGCUUUGGCAAAAAAUCUUUUCGCCGUCCAAAGAGUAAAAAAACAUUGUUUUAAAUUUCAACAUUUGAUGUUUAAUAUUUCCAUGUUUCCUUGUUUUUAUUAGUUUAUUCACUCAACUUUUUAACCAAACAAAACAUCGUUUGUUUUCUCAGAUUCCAAUAGUUCACCUAGCAAGACAGUCGGCUCAGGCCUAAACCAGAAGAUGGCUGAAAAGAAUGCGAGGCUGAAAUUGGAGAGCAGCAAAUCUGAAAGCGGUGGCUAUGGCGAAUUGAAUGUUUCUGUUGCUGAGGAAGCGAAAGAAGAUGAUCCCUACGUUACGUCUCCUGUCCAAAGUAAGUAAUGUUGGGGACGUUUUCUUGGCCCAAAAUGCAUGAUUAAUUAUUUGUGCACCUGUUUACAUGCAGUAACGUUAUUCAUACUGGAUAUAUAGCUAUAUCAAGUCCAGAUGGUUAAAAGUGCCAUUCGCUGUUGUACAUCGAGGGAACCUGUAUAUCUGGAGAAAAUUUGCGGCGUUUAAUGAAGUCAAACUUUAGUCGUUCUUCUUACAUGCGACUGAGGAUUUAUUAUCUGUAUAUUUAAAUAGCUUCGUUCUGUGAUUAACACGUAAAGUAAACAGUGUUGAUAAACAAAAAAAUAACUAACAUCCACAUGAACUUUGUUCAAUAUAGAGAAUGAAGAGACACGCCACAGUUCACCGAACGCGUCCGUACGAAGUGAACAUUCCCUAGGCAGAGACAACGAUGCAGUUGAGAUGGAUAGUAAUGGUUACCUCAGUGGAGAGUCAGAGAAUUCGUCUUCUGCAGACAGACCCUCAGAUAAUGAAGACGCUCAUUUAACUGUAUAAUAUUACUGUACUGUAUAAUGCUACUGUACUGUAUAAUGUUACUGUACUGUAUAAUGUUACUGUACUGUAUAAUGUUACUAUACUGUACUGUAUAAUGUUACUGUACUGUAUAAUAUUAAUACUGUACUGUGUAAUGUUACUGUACUGUAUAAUAUUAAUACUGUACUGUAUAAUGUUACUGCAUGUACUGUAUAAUGUUAAUGUACAAUUUAUGUAUUUAAAUAUCAUAUAUUCUACGAUAUAUUCUACUCUAUCAUAUAUAUUCUAUAAUACAUAACUCUAUAUAAAGUAUAUUAUAAAUCUAUGCAAUUAUAAAUCUAUGCAAAUAUAAGUAUGCAAAUAAGUAUGCAAAUAUGAUAGCUAUGCAAGUAAGUAUGUAAAUAUAUGUACCAAUUACAUGUUUAUAGCAAUGACUCUGCU